Molecule: messenger RNA, 638 nt
Organism: Mandrillus leucophaeus (drill)
Lineage: Eukaryota; Metazoa; Chordata; Mammalia; Primates; Cercopithecidae
Product: hemoglobin subunit gamma
Exons: 3
Coding region: 107-550 (147 amino acids)
Biological process (GO): hydrogen peroxide catabolic process; oxygen transport
Cellular component (GO): haptoglobin-hemoglobin complex; hemoglobin complex; blood microparticle
Molecular function (GO): hemoglobin alpha binding; oxygen binding; peroxidase activity
Source: RefSeq, a predicted model, not a curated record
CGGCGGCUGGCUAGGGAUGAAGAAUAAAAGGAAGCACCCUCCAGCAGUUCCACACACUCGCUUCUGGAAAGGCUGAGAUUAUCAAUAAGCUCCUAGUCCAGACGCCAUGGGUCAUUUCACAGAGGAGGACAAGGCUACUAUCACAAGCCUGUGGGGCAAGGUGAAUGUGGAAGAUGCUGGAGGAGAAACCCUGGGAAGGCUCCUGGUUGUCUACCCAUGGACCCAGAGGUUCUUUGACAGCUUUGGCAACCUGUCCUCUGCCUCUGCCAUCAUGGGCAACCCCAACGUCAAGGCACACGGCAAGAAGGUGCUGACUUCCUUGGGAGAUGCCAUAAAGAACCUGGAUGAUCUCAAGGGCACCUUUGCCCAGCUGAGUGAGCUGCACUGUGACAAGCUGCAUGUGGAUCCUGAGAACUUCAGGCUCCUGGGAAAUGUGCUGGUGACUGUUUUGGCAAUCCAUUUCGGCAAAGAAUUCACCCCUGAAGUGCAGGCUUCCUGGCAGAAGAUGGUGGCUGGAGUGGCCAGUGCCCUGUCCUCCAGAUACCACUGAGCCCCCUGCCCACGAUGCAGGGCUUUCAAAGAUAGGCUUUAUUCUGCAAGCAAUAAAAAUAAUAAAUCUAUUCUGCUAAGAGAUCACA